Molecule: messenger RNA, 1013 nt
Organism: Aspergillus nidulans FGSC A4
Lineage: Eukaryota; Fungi; Ascomycota; Eurotiomycetes; Eurotiales; Aspergillaceae
Product: cytochrome c oxidase subunit V
Exons: 3
Coding region: 117-710 (197 amino acids)
Biological process (GO): mitochondrial electron transport, cytochrome c to oxygen
Cellular component (GO): mitochondrial inner membrane; respiratory chain complex IV
Source: RefSeq, a predicted model, not a curated record
CUCGUCACUCACAUCAGUACAUCCUCGGUCCCGAGGCAUUGACCUUGUCGCUUUUACAAGAGCUAAAAAAUUCACCAUUUAAUUAUUUUCUAGUCGUCCUUCGGCCGCCGCACGCAAUGUUCGCUCCCUCCAUUUCUCGAGCUGUUGCUCGUAGCUCGGCCAUGCCGAUGCCUGCCAUUCGCUCUUACCGCACUAUCUCUAGCCCCAUGACCUGCGUCAAUGCCCGUCCCCAGGCUGAGAAGAAGUCUAUCGCUGCCCAGCAGACCCGCGCGGCCUCAGAGCACGCCAUUGCCAAUCCCACACUUGCCGGCAUCGAGAAGCGCUGGGAGGCUCUGCCUCCUCAGGAGCAGGCCGACCUGUGGAUGCAGCUGCGCGACCGCAUGAAGGUUGACUGGCAUCAAAUGACUCUACAGGAGAAAAAGGCUGCCUACUGGAUCGCUUUCGGACCCCACGGCCCUCGCUCUCAGCCCCCCAAGGGUGAGAACCUUAGGAUCUUUUUCAAGGUCGCCCAGCUCUGCGUUGUCUCUGUCGGCCUGUUCUACUUCAUCCACCUCUUCGCUAAGCCUCUGCCCAAGACCAUGAGCAAGGAAUGGCAGGAGGCCACCAACGAGUACGCUCUGCGCGAGAAGAUCAACCCCAUCUACGGUGUCAGCAGCCAGGGCUACGAGGGCAAGGGAUUCGUUCAGAGCCCUCCUGCCGACAAGUCAUAAAUUGAUGUAUAGAAUUUGGGAGAGUCAGGUAUCGCAAUCGGACAUAUCUGGUAGGCCGCGGUGGAUUCUAGCGCCUAUCUCCCAAUACUCCCUGGCAAUGCCGGCUGAGCCGAUUGUUCGUGGACACGACCUUUCGCCAGUGUCUCACUUGCUUUGUCGACCUCAGCCGAAAACUACCUGUGUAUCUCGUACUGUGCCAUAUCCAAUGUAUCUCCUUUGUAGCCAUAGAUCAGUGUGCGUUACUUUGCUUUUCCUGUAUUGUUCUAUAUUAAAGUUUUACCGACGCACAAGCAGUCUCAAAUA